Messenger RNA from Apiotrichum porosum, 2775 nucleotides. It is a transcript of the gene PHO91, whose product is annotated as low-affinity phosphate transporter. The transcript is spliced from 5 exons. The coding region runs from base 1 to 2775 and encodes 924 amino acids. The record is from RefSeq and is a predicted model, not a curated record. Gene Ontology annotation, cellular component: membrane. Gene Ontology annotation, molecular function: phosphate transmembrane transporter activity. Gene Ontology annotation, biological process: polyphosphate metabolic process; monoatomic anion transmembrane transport; phosphate ion transport. Lineage: Eukaryota; Fungi; Basidiomycota; Tremellomycetes; Trichosporonales; Trichosporonaceae.
AUGAAGUUUGGUACUUUGCUUGAAUUGAACAGCAACGUCGAGUGGUGGAACCACUACGUCGACUACGAUGCGCUCAAGAAGCUCUUCCCCUCUGUGCCCCUCGACCCAACUUACCUCGCAACCCAGGAGCACAAUGAGCGCGGUUCAUUACUGCCGACGCACCGCGCCGAGUCGGCCAAAUGGGCCACCCCCGAGCAGUUUAACGCUGCGCUCGACCGCGAACGCGAAAAGGUAGCGACAUUCUACAACACCAAGCUCGCCGAGCUGCUUGCGUCAGAGGACCUUAUCGAGGACGAGGUGCACUCGAUCGAGUUGCGCGAGCUGAGCGGCGACGACGAGCUGAUCCGCGAAGAGGACGAGGACCUCGACGACGACGCCGACGAAGGCGAUGCCCUCAUGCACGCCCCUAGCCCCGGCCGCCAUCUACACAAGCGUGGAUCCGUCUUUGGCCGCCUGCCUAGCAUGCCGAGGAUUGGCCGCGCCAAGGUCUCGACGGACCAGGCCGACAUUAUCGAGUCGACGUUCCCCGGUCCCGUCCGCAGGGGCUCGCGUCAACGCUCCCGCUCGGUCGUCUACCCAAGCACCACCGAGGACGAGGGUGGCACGUCGACUGGUGGACCGCCUUCGCCUGUCCGUGCCCGCGUGCCGCAGCACCGCCGGGCCCUGUCAGACCUGUCGUCCGCCGACGACCCACACUUUGAUCGCCGUACAUCGUUUUCGUCCAUGUCGAGCGGCGGCGGCUGGGGCCGCGGUGGCAGGCGCACGCAGAAGCUCGGCCUCCAGGCCAUCGAGCCGUCCAACUACCCCGAGUGGCUGCAGGACGAGGUCCACCGCGACGAAGAGGCAGGCGACCUCGACGACACGGUCUACUACAACUGGACGGGCAACUCGGACUAUGCCACUGUCCUCCGUAUCGGCUUCAAGAAGCGCAUCUCGGCCCUGUGGCUCGACUUUUACGCACUUAAGCAGUAUGUCGACCUCAACAUGACGGCGUUUGAGAAGAUUUUGAAAAAGUAUGACAAAAACACAAACUCCAAGCUCAAGAAGCAAUACAUUACCGACAAGGUGCUCACCACGCUCCCGUGGACGGCGGACGCCAAGGAGCAGCUCGACCUCAUGCUCUCAAAGACCCUCUUCGUGUACCGCCGCGUCGUGGUCGCCGGCGACGAAGAGCUCGCCAAGGAACAGCUCCGUGCUCAGCUCCGCGAGCGUAUUGUCAUUGACCGCGAGACGGUGUGGUCGCAAAUGGUCUCUGACCGCCGUGGCCAGGGCAUCUUCCGCAGCGUCGAGCCCGACGAGCAGCUGCCUGCGUUUGCUGCGCCCAAGCCUGGCUUCCGGACCCCAUGCGGUCGCCUGGUGUUCCCCAAGUGGAUCUCGCGCCGCGCCUUGAUCUUCCUGAUCGCCGUCGGAGCCCUCGUCGCGCUGUGCCAAAAGCAGCCAUUCGACCGCGUCGAGGAGAGCAACUGUAUGGCCAUGCUCGUCUUCUGCACUAUUCUGUGGGCGUCCGAGGCCAUUCCGCUGUUUGUCACGUCCCUCAUCGUCCCGUUCCUCGUGGUGGUUUUGCGUGUCCUCCGCUCAGACGACGAAGAGGACCGCCGCCUCACAGCUGCCGAAGCGACCAAGUUCAUCUUUUCCCAAAUGUUCUCGCCCACCAUCAUGCUCCUCAUCGGUGGCUUCACCAUUGCCGCCGGUCUGUCCCGUACGCGCAUCGACCACAUGACUGCCUCGCGCAUUCUCAACGCCGCCGGCAGCAACCCCAGUACUGUCCUUCUUGUCCUCAUGUCGGUGGCCACGUUUGCCUCCAUGUGGAUCAGUAACGUCGCCGCCCCGACCCUCUGCUACGCGCUCGUCCGCCCCAUCCUCGACGAGUUGCCGCCCAAGUCGGUCUUUUCCAAGUGCCUGAUUAUUGCCAUCGCACUCGCGUCCAACAUUGGCGGACAGACGUCGCCCAUCUCGUCGCCCCAGAACCUGAUUGCCCUUGGCUCCAUGGUUCCCGAGCUGACGUGGCUCGAGUGGUUUGCCAUCUCGCUGCCCGUCGGCAUCACGUCGAUCAUCACCAUCUGGGCGUUCCUGCACAUCAACUACCGCUGGGAGGCCGAGCUCCGUAUCCCCAAGAUGCGCAAGAACACCGACUCGCUCACGAUGAAGCACUGGUUUGUGCUGUUUGUGACUGCCGUCACCAUCGCCCUGUGGUGUAUCGAGAAGAAUGUCGAGUUGUACGUCGGCGACAUGGGUAUCAUCGCCAUCAUCCCCAUUGUCGCCUUUUUCGGUACCGGCAUCCUGCGCAAGGAAGACUUCCACGACUUUCAGUGGCCCAUCGUCUUCCUCGCCAUGGGCGGUGUGUCGCUCGGCAAGGCCGUCCUCUCGUCGGGCCUCCUCGACAGCAUGGACCACGUCCUCGAAAAGCUCGUCGACGGCAUGGGCCUGUACUCGAUCCUCAUCGUGUUCUGCAGCAUUGCGCUGGUCAUUGCCACUUUCAUCUCGCACACGAUUGCCGCUGUGCUCCUUGUCCCCAUUGCGUCGCGCAUCGGCGACUCGAUGGCCGACCCGCACCCGCGCCUGCUCAUCAUGGCCACCGCCCUGAUCUGCUCGGCCGGCAUGGGUCUCCCCGUCUCGGGCUUCCCCAACAUGACGGCCAUUACGCAGGAGAACAAGCUCGGCCACCGCUUCAUCAGCGCCAGCGACUUCCUCAAGAACGGUGUCCCGGCCUCGGUCCUCGCCGCGUUCGUCAUCGUCACCAUUGGCUACGCCAUUAUGCGUUCGCUGGGCAUGUAG